AAAUCUCAAAUAAGCAUAAAAGACUUAAUUAAUUAUUGUUGUUGCGAUUAAAAAGACAUUAAAUAAAAAUUGGAAGCAACGAAAUAUUAAAAAGACAAUAAGAAAAGGAAAAAAAAUGACACAAUAGACUGUGAUUAUUCAUCAUUAUUUGCUUAUGGAGCUUAUGGAUUCAUUGAGUGAAAAUUUCAUUGAUUUGUGUUCGAAUAUAAAAGAUACCAAAAUGUUGCGAAUUCCAACUCUACCGAGGUAACUACGGCUACAAAAUUUCGUAAUUAUCUGAACAUAUUUCGUUGCAACAUUAUUGUAGAAUUUCAAGAAAUAUUAAACGCACAUUCUUAGAAAGCUACACAAAACAAAAAAACAGAAGCAGAAAAUUUAUUAAACACGAAAAAAUUAUUGUAAAAUAAAAAGGAAAUUUUGCAAAAUAAAAUAAAGAAAUAUAAAGAAACUUAAAAGCAACCUUCAGCACGAGUAAGAAACGAAACCAACAAAUUGAUUUCACGAAGAAAUAUAAUCGUAAAAUGGUGUAUUGCAGCUCAACAAAUAUGAGCUCACAAAACGAAUCAGAAGUAGAGAGUUUAUUGAUGAGUCCAUGUUGGAAUUCAGGAUCAAAUGGUCAAGAUUAUUUACUCGAUGGUCACAAAUUACUUCUAGAUCAUGAUUUGGAUUCACUGCCAAGUGAUUCAGAGACACAAAAAUCAUCAUUAGAUUUACUAGAUAAUUUAUUGUCAAAUUCUACAUCCAUAAGUAAUACGAAUUUAGCCGAAUUGAAACCACUGCCACCGUUUACAGGCUAUACGGGUCAUUUAUCGAUAAAUGGAAUAUCUGGACAUCAUUAUCAUGCUAUAGCGCAGAGACUACCUGAAGAGAAUAAUAAUAACUAUUCACAAAGUUCAUAUCAAACGUCAUGUAAUGGCUCAAACAAUAACAAUGGAGACAACAAUAUUGUAUCGUCGUCUACUUGUCUACCCGAUUCAGUACUUAAUCCUGAUGGUGCUGACUCGUGUCUAUCAGACGUUAAGCUCUUCUCAGAUAGUUCAAUAGAUAGUAAAAUUUAUUCCAUAACAACAGCCGAUAGUUGUGUAAUCUCUUCAGGUCGAGACUCAGUGUCAAAUAGAAAUCAAAAUAGUACUGCCACAAAAAUCUAUGUCGAUGCAAAAGAUCUCGUCGAAUAUGACAUGAGUUCAAUUGAGGAUAUCGCUGCAAUAAUUGGAUCAGCAAUUGCAGACACAACGGUACCGAAUAAUCGCAGUGAUGGAGAUACGGGAGGUGAUACGAGAGAUUCAUGGAUGGAUUUAGAUGCAUGGAUUGAAGAAACAGUUGUGCCUCAAGAUAGUAAACUUAUUGUAUCACAAAAUGAUGCAUUAAAUGACUUUUUACUGCCACACUCGCCCCUUCAAUCAUCUGGCUCGACGUUACAGAGCCUCCUUACACAUGGCUACAUGCCGCUUCUACAAAAUCGUUUACAAAAUGGCCCACCGAUAAAAAUAGAAGCACAAUCAACUUCAUAUUGUAAUGAUAUGAUUUCAACUUCUACUAGUCCACCGGGUUCUGUGUGUUCAACAACAGAUAAUGUUAUGUUAAAUGGCAACCGAUACUUAUCUUCAUCUAAUAAUUCUAGUAGUAAUAAUAACAAUAAUAAUAGCGGUUCUAAUAACAAUAACGUGCAAGCAUAUCAAAUAAUUAAUGGACUCAAAAGUGAUGGCAUUUGUAGUCCUGAGCUUAUGGGUAAUUUUCCACAUACAACAACAUCAUCAACGUCCUCAACUACAAAAAUCAAACGGCCGCGGAAUCCAAAGAAAUCACAAUCUCACAUAAGUGUGUCAUCAGGUGCUAAUCAUCAACAGCAACUACAACAGCAACAAGUACAAAAUCAAACAAACGUAUCAGUCUCAGCUCAUGGUUUUCAAUCACCUAAUGACUUAAGUGGAUUACUUGGGAAAGAGAAGCCCGUUCAUCGGUGCACAAUAUGUAAUCGAGGAUUCCUUAAUAAAAGUAACAUUAAAGUUCAUCUACGCACUCACACUGGAGAGAAACCUUUCAGAUGCGAGACGUGUGCAAAAGCUUUCAGACAAAAGGCACAUCUCAUAAAACAUCAACAAAUUCAUAAACGAAUCGGACGUGAUUGAUUAUCACCAACAAAACAAACGAAGAAAUUAGAACGGAUAGAAAGUUUCGAAUCAUAAAAAAAAUUUAAUUUUUUAAAAAAUCGAGGAGAAAUACAACAAGAUAGUAUCUAUUUGUGAUCAUUUAAUUUGGCAACAAGCUUUUUUAUAUGUUUUAUAUCUGAAAGUGAAAUUAAUUAAGAUAAAGAUGUAAAUUAAUGAAUACAGUCUUAAUUGAAUCAAUCAAUUCACG
Chironomus riparius is the source of this 2358-nucleotide messenger RNA. The record is from the annotation of a GenBank genome assembly. Lineage: Eukaryota; Metazoa; Arthropoda; Insecta; Diptera; Chironomidae.